UCCAAGAUGUGCCUGCGAAGGGAGGAUUUCACUGUGCAUUCACUUUGUUUUUCCUGCUGGGACAAAAUAUUACUCCCCGCGGUGUAAUAAUUACUCUGAUGUUCACAGCCAGUAUCAGGCCUGAGAGGUUCCACCCGCCGCAGGCAGCUCCCGGUGAAUGACAGGAGGGGAGCCCGUGCGCCCGCUGCUGAUGCGGUUGGUAGAGCGAUGUCCCUCCGCCAAUGAGAGCGGUGCUGCGCUACGCCACGCCGGGCGCGGGUCACCCAGCCGUUAGGGCCGUUGGUGGGCAGCGCGAGCGAGCGGAGUCAGUCAGGCAGACCGGCCCGAGCUGGGGGCGCGCGUGACGCCCGCGCGUUCGAUUUGAAUCUCGAGCGGCGGCGGCGGCGGCGCAGUGGCGCAGUCACGGUGGAGGAGAGAGAGAGAGCGAGGGAGGUAGAGGGUUCGUCUUGCACCGACUUCCAUCCGUGCAGGAGAGCAUUUACAAAGUCAACGAAUCAGAUGAGCGUGAGGAAGGGCUGCGCUGUGAUCUAUCGGUGACUUGUACCUUUCUUUAGCCCCGACACCCCAGCCUGAACCGGGUCUUGUUUCUGGUCAUCACAUCUCCGCAACCUCCACGUUUGUUAUCCUCCCCAAAACCCUCCUGGUCAUUCCGGCCCAGCCUGAUGGCUGUGGGGAAGAAGCCGUUCCUGAACCUGGACGUUAGUCUUCAGGCUCCUGUACCUUCUUCCUGAUGGCAGUGGUGAGGAUUUCAGUACAUCCUUGUGCUUUCAAGUUAAAACAGCAGAAUGAAUAAAUCAGACUCCCAAGUAACUGAAGGGGGACUCAACGUCACUCUUACUAUCCGUCUACUAAUGCAUGGAAAGGAAGUUGGAAGCAUCAUUGGAAAGAAAGGGGAGACGGUGAAAAAGAUGAGGGAGGAGAGUUGUGCAAGAAUCAACAUUUCAGAGGGAUCCUGCCCAGAGCGCAUUGUAACAAUAACAGGCCCAACAGAUGCCAUUUUUAAAGCCUUUUCGAUGAUAGCAAACAAAUUUGAAGAGGACAUAAGUGCUUCAAUGACAAACAGUACAGUGGCAAGCAAACCACCUGUGACAUUACGCCUGGUUGUUCCAGCAAGUCAAUGUGGCUCUCUCAUUGGGAAAGGAGGUUCAAAAAUCAAAGAAAUACGCGAGACCACAGGAGCCCAGGUACAGGUAGCAGGUGAUAUGCUUCCAAACUCCACAGAACGAGCAGUUACUAUUUCUGGCACACCAGACGCCAUCAUUCUAUGUGUAAAACAGAUCUGUGUGGUGAUGCUAGAGUCCCCACCCAAGGGCGCCACAAUUCCCUAUCGCCCAAAGCCUGCCUCUGCACCCGUCAUUUUUGCAGGUGGCCAGGUAAGAGCAGACAACAUUUUGGCUUCUGCAGGAAACCACAGCAUCUUGGCCCACCAUCAGCCAGCACCUGCAUAUGCAGUUCAGGGACAGUUUGCAAUUCCUCAUCCAGACUUGACCAAGCUUCACCAGUUGGCUAUGCAACAUACCCCUUUUACUCCCCUUGGGCAGACUACCCCCGGUUUCCCUGCAGGAUUAGAUGCAACAGGUCAGACCAGUUCCCAUGAACUUACUAUUCCAAAUGAUUUAAUUGGAUGCAUUAUUGGCAGACAAGGAACCAAAAUAAAUGAAAUUAGACAGAUGUCUGGAGCACAAAUCAAAAUUGCGAAUGCCAUUGAAGGUUCCACAGAGCGACAGAUUACCAUCACAGGAUCCCCUGCCAACAUUAGCCUGGCACAAUAUCUCAUAAAUGCAAGCUUAGAGAUGGCUAAAGUCAGCGCUCAGACUGCUUCCAUCACCAACCCUGUUGAGCUGAACAUGAACCUCUCUCAGUCUGCUACCCCUACCUCCACCCCCAUCUCUGUGGCUGUUUUGGCAGCAGCAGCAGCUGCCUCUGUGGUUGAUGUGGACCCCCUUUCCCCUUUACCAACGCCCCACUAUUCUGUCUCCAACCUGCUUGGCAUGAAAACUGUCCCAUUUUUGUCGCUUAAUGCCACAGCUGCUGCAGGGACCACAGAGGACAUAACUGCUUACAGUCCCAAAAUUACAUCGGUGAAAUCUGACCGGCAGAAGUUUGCUCCAUAUUGAGCGAUGUGAAUGUAGUUUUGUUGUUCUCUGCCAAGAUCAUGUGGUAGAAGAUAAAUGCUUAGCAAACAUUUUAAACUUUAUUCAUUUUUAAUGUAAUUGUUAACUCAAAAUUGUCUUUCAUCUUCCACUACUAUUAACAAGGUAAUGCAACUUGUUCCAACAGCUUCUGACCUAUUUUAUAAAAUCUUUUCCACCAAUUUAUGAAGAUUUAAUAAAUUAGGAAAAGAUUUAAUGGGAAUCCGAGGGGUAACUUUUUCACACAGGGUGGUGGGUGUAUGGAACAAGCUGCCAGAGGAGGUAGUUGAGGCUGGGACUAUCCA
Molecule: messenger RNA, 2437 nt
Organism: Leucoraja erinaceus (little skate)
Lineage: Eukaryota; Metazoa; Chordata; Chondrichthyes; Rajiformes; Rajidae
Exons: 14
Coding region: 786-2117 (443 amino acids)
Biological process (GO): negative regulation of mRNA splicing, via spliceosome
Cellular component (GO): cytoplasm; nucleus
Molecular function (GO): mRNA binding
Source: RefSeq, a predicted model, not a curated record